UAAACUUUUUGUCAGGGUGAACUUCCCCUUUAACUGUUGUUGCCAUUUUUUGGCAAAGUUACCGUGCUUGCAACUCUUUAAGAAUCGGGCUCCUGAUCCUACAGUCAAAUAAGCUUUGUAAGUACUUUUAAGAAUGUAGUUAAUAUCUGUCUGGCAGAUGGUGUUUCUGUAAAAGAUCGACCUCCUGUGCAGUCCCUUAAACUGCAGGAUAUGGAUUUCCAGGCAAGAUAGGGGUAUAUUAAUCGUGUUCAUUGUGGGAGAGGGUCAGUGCUCAUCGAAGUGUUAUAAAGUUUCUAUAAGUAGAUUUGCUUUAUUCAAUAACAAAUUUUCCCUUCGUAUCAUGAUGAUUGUAGCUGAGUGCUACAUAGCAAAAUCUGGGGUACCAAACGGCAUGAAGGGAGUAAAUCGAGGACUGUAUAGGUCAUUUUACACAUGACAUUCGUGUUGAAUUUGUGUUUUAAACACCCAUUUUUAUUAAUAAACCAGUCAUUAAUAGAGAAAGUUAGGCCAGCCCGGUUUCAAUGGGUUACCGACAAGGCUAAUUUUCUUUUGAAUUGGGCUUGCCAAACAAAUCAUCAUGCCCCAUGAUGACAACCCCGCAUUGAAACCGGGUUUGGGAUCUGAGUAAAACACAUUUCAACACUAAUUUUAACACCUUAGAAUGUGGUCCUCAAAAGAAAGUAUGGGCUGAAAAUGCAUGUUGACAUACCAGCGAGCGAGGCGAGCUGGCAAAUUUUCAGUAGUAGUUGGAAGACUAUAUAGUGUCAAAACCAUGUUCCCUUUUUUUUUACCAAAACGAAAAAUCGAAUAUCAAACUGUCGAAAUGUAUCCACUGAAAAAUUUACUUAUUUGUUACAUGUGAUAUGAGAAUGGAAGAAGAUGUUAUCAUAAUUAGCAGGAAUAAGGGUGCCUUAAAGGAACGAUUUACAAUCACAGACAACCAAAUAACCUUCUCAAACGUAGAAUAUAGCACAGUGAGGCAGAUGAAAUGAAAAAUAUUGCUGAAAGGAAUGAUUUUAAAUAGUCAUAAUGACUAUACUCAGAGAUGGUGCAAUAUCAUAGAUGUUCUAAACAAAAGUUUAUUCACAUUGUAAAUACCUAUUAAAUGUUAAUUGAAGUAUCAUAUUGAAUUGAUAAAAUCAUAAGGAAACAGGCAAUAUUCUCGUGUUUCAGUAACGGUAUUGAGUCUAUCAAUGUCAAGAGUCAGUUCUAUAAUGAUUCAAGCAUUUUGAGGGGACCAGAUGAGCAUUUCAUGAAAGACUUGUCAGACUUAUUUCAGACAAGUCCUAUUCUAUCCGACAGUUACAAUAGAAACAAUGCUUCUCAGCCAAUCAAAAUCAAGGAAACAACUGACAAUUUGUCGGACGAAAACGUUGAUGAAACGUUCCCCAGAUAUGGUGUAUGUGGCAACAUUUUAAAAAAAAAAGCUGUAAGAGAGCAUAGCGAGCCAUCAGAAAUUUUGACUCUUUUUCUACAAAAAUCUAUCUAAAUGAUAGAUUUUUAGAAGAAUAUUCAGAUACUUAUAUCAUGUUUCCACAUUUUCCAUUUUGGGGGUCCUUGGCCCCAAGCCGCCCCCUCCCUCAUUUGUACGUGAGAGUCAUUUCUAAAAAAUACCUUUGUAUAUUUCACUUAAAGCAUGGGGAACAUCUAUCCCUCUCUUCCCUAAUGGUACCAGGAUAGGAGGGAUAGGCCCCCUCCCCAUUCACCCCAGUGUAUUAAAAGGGUGAUCUGAUUAGUUUAUGAUUUAAUUUAUACCCACAUUAAAAGUCAUUGUAAUCAGUCAAUAAUAACUCGUUAUAACAAUACUCAACGUGAUGCAGUGGAUAUAACGUUUGUUGGCAGGGCAGAGGUACGAGAAAAAAUAAGCUCUUGUAUUUAGAAUGCAUAGUUGGGUAAAAAUUGCAAAACUUCUUUAAGAGCAUUUAAAGAUGAAUCUGCGCAUUAGUAGUAGUUUUACCAAUUCGACGAUAAAAGAAAAACGUUUUUUCUUGAAGGGGGUGUGUGAUUAUAGAGGCUACUCCCCUCUCCGAAAAGUAUGGGAUAUCACCCCCAUCCCCUAGUCUGCUGUGCAAACCCUUCGCUCGAGUUAAGAGUGAAAGUGCAGCCUACUCAUGCCGUGUGGACCGAAGGCCCAAUUGAAACAGCAAGAUUUGUAUGUGCUAGUCUUUGUGCGGAGACACACUUGUUGAUCAAAGUUUCAAUCAGGGUCUGUGCCUGCAGACUACCCAUCCCCCGGGAUUUACGCCAAAGAAUGUCAUUACAACUUGCUUUCACGGACUUGGUCAAGUCCGACCUACCAAAAGUUGAUUUUAAUGAAAAGAAAACAAAAUUGAAAACAAGCACAUAGGCCUAUCAGUAAAUCGUUUUUUAAUCAAAAUCGGAUAUAAAAUAAAGUCAUGACAUGUUUAAGUCUAGUUUCAUUUUGAAAAAAAUGCCCAAUUGCCAAUCCUGCUUAGUAUGGAAAUGAAGGAACCUUAUACAUCAUCCAUACAAUAUUUUCUCCUUUAAAUGAUUAAAUAUGAACAUUGCAAUUCACUUUAAUGUAAAACAAGGUCUGAUUACUUCCUGAACAUGUGUCAUAUAUAUAUAAUAUUGUUAUUUGUAGGCCUGACGUUGUGUUGUUCGACAUUUUAUUUUCCCUUUUUAUUACUAAUAUUACGAUUUUAGAUGUUAUAUCUAUUUAAGUUCAAUUUCGAAAAUGUCGAUCAAAGUUUAGGCAAAAGGGUAAUUCCUGUUUAUUUACUUUUAAGUGUUAACAUAAAAUACUACAUCGAAGCCCCCAUUCUUCUCAUACUCCUUACCCCUCUCUUUUAAUUGCUUUAGUUUUUACUCUAUAGUUUUAAAAAUCAUAAGGGGGGGGGCAACCUCAGCACCUACUUUAGACACCGAAAGACUAACGUUUAUUAAAGAAUGCAAAACUAAUUUCAUGUGCCAUGUUAUCAAAACAUUUCGUUUAAGCCGUAAUUUAACAAGAAUUGCUUGAUGAAACAGCAAAGUGAGAAUGUGGAAGGAUGACAAUGAAUAUUAAUGUUUAGAUUGUCAGGAGCGUUGCUACAAUCGAUACUUCCCGUCGGAAACAGUGGUUCAAAGUGUAGUCUGCUACCAUAGCAAAUUUGAAAAAGGUUUAUCCUGUAAGUUUUCACACACCCACAUAUUUACCAAUAUGGUUAGAAGUUAUUAGUUCGUAAGUGCAGCAACGAUAAAACGUAUUUGUGUCUGCACAGUAGGCUAGACCCGUCAUCUAUUUUCAUCAAGAGUAUCGACAAAAGACAACAGCACAUAAGGAAGUUAGAAUCCUGUUCUAUCGUUAUCAGUUUUGUUGACUAAAAAUGUAUAGCUGUACACGAAAUUCUCAAACUAGAAGUUGUUAUAAAAUAAGAUAAAUCAGGAGACUGGAUAGUAGUACUACCAAUUGAACAACGCAUAAUCAUGGAAACUAUUGGAUACAUAUUGAUUCUCUGGGCCUCAAUGCAGAUACGCUGUGAAAAUAUAGAAAUUAUCUGUGAGCGUCGAUCAGGAACAAUUGAUUGCGGGGAGGGCCAUAUCAACAUUCACAGUGCUAUAUACGGCCGAAAUGACAGUACAACAUGCCCUGACAGACAGGUCUCGGACACAACAUGUGGAGUAGAUGUGGCGGGUGUGAUAGAUUCAUCUUGUGACGGCCAACAGCAAUGCACAUUGCAAGCCCUAAAUAGCCUAGCUGGAGACCCGUGCGUUGGAACCUACAAGUUUUUAAAUGUAACCUACACGUGUCAAGACGAUAGGCAGGCGACCGAUUCUACAGCGGAUGUAUGCCCGUCCUUAGCUCCCGGGAUAGGAUGUCUAACGGAUGACAUUCAUGUAGACUUCAACCGUUCCUUGGUUGUGAUAGAGGCGGAAUGUCCAAGUAUUCUAACAGGGGACCGUGCCAGGGUCCGUUGUGAUGGGGUAAGGUACGGCUCAGAGGUAGUUAGGUGCGUGGAUGGAGGGAUCUGGAACCCCAUGUCUGUGGUCUGUCUCAGAGAUGUCCAAUGCGGACUUCCAGAAGCUCCUCAGAAUGGAUACAUUGUUAAUCUAAGAUCGGAAUAUAAUAUAUUCGAUAGCAUCGAGAUUAGAUGUAAUGAUGGGUUUGAUCUGAUAGGUUCAUCAUCAGCCUAUUGCCGCCAUGAUGGAUACUGGAGUCGAAAAAUGCUUCAAUGCAUACCUUCUGUUGACAUCGAGUCAUGUGAGCCUCCCGACGUAUCUUCUAGCGUGACAUUGACUCCGAGUGCUAGGACGCAUCUUAAUGGAUCAGUUGUUUCGUAUUCCUGUAACCGUCCAAAUCAUGGUCUUCUUGGUAAACCUUCAUCAACCUGCAUCAAUGGAAGAUGGUCUCCUGAUCCUGGAGAAUGCUAUGAGCUGUCUGGUAGUAACAUUCAGUUUCCACAAAGUAACUGUCAGCGGCGUCUGGUGCCCGAUGGCGUCCUGUAUAGUCCUAAACAGUAUUCUUAUCAACCCGGAAGGUCAGUGACCUUUACCUGCGUCAGCCCAAACUACUCUCUGAUUGGUCAACCAAUUUCAACUUGCAGAGCACGAGGUUGGGAUUCUCAGACACCGAAAUGCGUCUUGAGAUGUCCUCAACCCCCUCCAAGAAGUUACACAGCACUUUACCCGAGUGGGCAGGUGGAGUUCAGGCAUGAAGAUAUCAUCGUUUUGGAGUGUAAUGGUGGAGCCAAAAUUUCAAAAUGUGUCAACGGUUUAUGGACACCUGAACUUGGUUUCUGCUCUCAGACUGAUGUUGAUGACAUUACAACGAUGAUACCAGCAACCAGGGCAAUUAAUCGACGAAUCGCAAUUCUCUUACAGGAACCUGUAACGUCUUCUUCUAUCGAUCGUCAGCUUCCAUUCCUGAUCUCAGUCACAAAUUCACCCGAUGAAAACAUUUUAUCAGAAGAUGUCAACAAUGUGGUCUCAUUCCUCGAGAAAAUUACAAGUCUUAAUUCAACUUCUCCAAAGGUAACAAACUCGGUUCUGGAAGUUAUCAGUAACAUAAUGAAUGUCGAAGAAAUUGAGUUACAGACUGCUCAAGAAGGCGACAAUACUACAAAUCGAGCUUUAGAUAUUAUAACUCAACAAUUGAACAUCGUUGAUUUAUCAUCUGAAAAUGGAAGUUUCGUCAUUUCCCACCAAAACCUUGCCGUACGGGUUAGUACGACUACAAUAACCGAAAGCGUUCAGGGGUCAUCAUUUGCCAUCUUUAGCCUCGGUGAUCAAGGUGAAGAUGGUCUCUACAACCGCAUUACCUAUGGCUCCAUCGAUGAGGACUUCAUAGAGAACGGGAUGUUUCAGGCUUCAGUCAUUCUUCCAAGUCUCGUCCAUUUUGACUCUAAAGCAAGUUCUUCCGGCAAGGACAGUUUCAGGGUAUCAUUUGUAGCUUACCAGAAAACAUCCCUCUUCGUAUCACUCACACUCGAGACCCUGAAUUCAAGAGAGACAUCGUUUCGUCGGAGGCCUCUUACACCGAUCAUUGCCGCCACCGUUCACGGCAUGGAUGACGAAAUCGAUGAUAAUGACAAAUAUGUUACUUCAACGUUUGAUGUCGGCAUGGAGCCCAAUAUGAUAAAGAAUGUAGAAUGCGUGUAUUGGGACGUUGAUGGUAACCAUAGACGAGGUGACUGGUCUUCAAGGGGGUGCAGACGAGUGCCCGGUUCCUCCAAGACAAGACCGGUCUGCAGGUGUCGAAGACUGGCAAACUUCGCCGUUCUCUUGGACAUAUAUGAUAAAGACUUUCUACCAUUAGAGUUUCGAUAUUUCGCUCAAGUAUUGACCUAUAUUGGUUGUGGACUGUCAACAUGCGGUCUCAUUCUCACUAUCAUCGCUUAUUCUUCCUCAAAACUUCGCAACAAGCAACCCAAUCAGAUUCUCCUCUGUCUCAGCCUAUCUCUCCUCGGUCUCUACAUCACCUUCAUGUUGGUGAUUGGUCUCGGUCCUUUGAUGUCCCCCAUCCCGUGCGGUAUCCUCGCAGCUGUUCUUCACUUCUUCGCUUUAUCGUCCCUCGCAUGGAUGGGCAUCGAAGGGGUUAAUGUCUACCUCCUCUUCGUUCGCAUAAUCAAUUCUUAUAUUCCAAGGUUUAUCCGGAAGGCAUCUUUCUUUGGAUGGGGUCUUCCAGCGAUCGUCGUAUUGAUUAUUGGUUGUAUAUUUAGACAGAAUUAUGCUCGAGGAGAUAUGUGUUUAAUAAAGCAAUGGCCCAACAUCACAGGUUUACUCAUCCCUGUCGGACUCAUCCUCCUCUUCAACGUCGUCAUCUUCAUCCUCGUCAUGAAGCGCAUCAGCUCGACAACGGCAGGCAAGAUACAAGACAAUCCCUCGACUCGUCACCGUGAGCGAAUUCGACGAUUACGGAAUGCUUUCAUCCUGUUGCUCCUCCUCGGCUUAACAUGGGUGUUCGGUUUCCUUGUUAAUAUCAGAAAUGAGGUGCUCAUUGCUUUUUCUCAAACUGUUUUCGUCAUCAUGAACGCCUUUCAAGGAUUUUUCAUCUUCGUCAUUUAUUGCGCCAGGCUGCCACAAGCACGGAUGCAACUCGCUGCAUGCUGCCGUUAUAUCUAUUGUCCCUUCGAUAUAGUUAAGACUUCCACCAGUGAUCACAAUAAGAACGCUAAGGAUUCCAAAGAAAUGAGUCAUCAUGACCAAUUAAAACCAUUGCCACUCAAAAGGGGUAAAGAGUCGCAAGCUGAGUCGUUCGAUACUGUCUCAACGCCGUGAACAAGCCCCCCCCCCCCCGCUAUCCCAAUCGUUUUUCAUCUG
Lytechinus variegatus (green sea urchin) is the source of this 6762-nucleotide messenger RNA. RefSeq names its product adhesion G protein-coupled receptor L3-like. Gene Ontology annotation, cellular component: membrane. NCBI's taxonomy places the organism in Eukaryota, Metazoa, Echinodermata, Echinoidea, Temnopleuroida, Toxopneustidae. Gene Ontology annotation, molecular function: G protein-coupled receptor activity; carbohydrate binding. The transcript has 18 exons. The coding region runs from base 3430 to 6720 and encodes 1096 amino acids. Gene Ontology annotation, biological process: G protein-coupled receptor signaling pathway; cell surface receptor signaling pathway. The record is from RefSeq and is a predicted model, not a curated record.